ACAUCUCGUUAUACUAGCCAUCUUCACUGUUUAUUCAAUCACACCCACCUCAAGCUCAUCUCAGAUUCAAGGAAAGAAGAAACCAAAGAUGUCUGGUAUUGCUAGUACUGAUGCUAAAUCUACUGAACCUAUCGUAUCACUUAAUCCUCCUAAAGAUGAUCCAUUCACUUUACAAGAAUUGUCUCAAUAUGAUGGUACCGAUCCUUCGAAGCCGAUCUACGUAGCUAUCAAAGGGAUUGUUUUUGACGUUUCUAGUAAAGCUGAGAUGUACGGACCAUCUGGUAGCUAUCGGAUCUUUGCUGGUAAAGACGGUAGUAAAGGCUUAGGUCUCAGCAGUCUCAAAGCUGAAGAUGCUAUUGCCGAUUACUCAUCACUUGGUCCAUCUGAAAUGAAAGUAUUAGAUGAUUGGGUUACUUUUUUCAAAAAACGUUACAAUAUUGUUGGUCGAGUAACUCAAACAUCAAACCUAUAAUACUAUCAUCGUACCUCAAAACAAUUUAUUUCGCUAUUUUCAAACAAACAGCUUUGUAUUCAAUUACUCAACCACGAUCUCCAGAAUGUAUAUCCUAACUUUCUUUCAUCUACGAAUUAUCCUUUGUUAUCCUGAAAUGAUUAGAUAGCAAAGUGAACAAGAUGUU
Messenger RNA from Melampsora larici-populina 98AG31, 638 nucleotides. RefSeq lists its product as uncharacterized. The record is from RefSeq and is a predicted model, not a curated record. The transcript is spliced from 3 exons. NCBI's taxonomy places the organism in Eukaryota, Fungi, Basidiomycota, Pucciniomycetes, Pucciniales, Melampsoraceae. The coding region runs from base 89 to 472 and encodes 127 amino acids. Gene Ontology annotation, cellular component: endomembrane system; membrane.